This is a messenger RNA of Coturnix japonica (Japanese quail), 10886 nucleotides long. It is a transcript of the gene FAM120B, whose product is annotated as family with sequence similarity 120 member B. Lineage: Eukaryota; Metazoa; Chordata; Aves; Galliformes; Phasianidae. Gene Ontology annotation, biological process: peroxisome proliferator activated receptor signaling pathway; fat cell differentiation. The record is from RefSeq and is a predicted model, not a curated record. Gene Ontology annotation, cellular component: nucleus.
GCUCCCCAGGCCCGACGCGGCCCUGCGGCUGCACGCAUGCGCGGCUCCGCCCUCGUUGAAGCGGAAGGGCCUGUUCGGGCUGCUGCGAGCUUCAAAAAUCAACCAUGGGCAUUAAAGGUUUGCAGGGAUUUGUGGCGAGAGUUUGCCCUGAUGCGUGCAGGAUGGUAGAUCUGAAAGAGAUGGCAGAAAAACACCGCAUCGAUCAUCCGGAUGUCCUGCCUGUUAUUGUAGUAGAUGCCAUGAGUUGUGUUCGACACUGGUACACACCAGAAUCCUGGGUGUGUGGGGGCCAAUGGCGAGAGUACCUUACGGUUUUAGAGGAUUUUAUUGACACUUUUAAAGCAGCUGGUAUCGAGUUGGUGUUUUUCUUUGAUGGAGUGGUAGAAGAGAAAAAAAGAGAUGAGUGGAUCAAACGGAGGCAGCAGAAUAACAAGGAAAUAGCCGACCUAUUUCAGUUUAUCAAGACUCACAGGAAACAGCCGGGGAGAGGAAUGUUUGUUCUUCCCUCAGCUUUGCCUACUUUUACACGGUUUGCCCUAAAGUCACUUGGUCAAAAAACUGUGUGCACAUUGCAAGAGGCUGACUUUGAGGUGGCUGCGUAUGCUUUGGAACAUAACUGCAUGGGAAUCCUUGGGCAAGAUAGUGACUACCUCAUCUAUAAUACAUCUCCUUAUUUUUCCAUUGAGAAGCUCUGCUUGGACAGACUGGUCACUGUUAUGUACUCCAGAGAAGAUGUUUGCCGUGCACUAGGUCUUAGUAUGAAGCACCUUCCUCUCUUUGCUUGCUUGCUUGGCAAUGAUGUUGUUCCAGAAAACUUGCUGGAAGGCUUUUGGCGUAAAUGUUUAGUUACCUGUCCCUCCAGGAAUAGGAACUACAGCAGAAGAAUAAGCAUAAUCCUAGCUGUAGCAAAUUAUAUCUCCAAAAUGCCAUGCUCGUACAGCAGCCUGAAACACUUGGAAGACAUACUACCUCUGGGAUCAGACAAGACAUUACUUCACAGAGGAAUGGAGUCCUAUCUUUUGCCAGGGCAGCAAUCUCCAUGGAUUCCUCCUGAUGCAAGAAAUUCCAAAAUAUUCUCAGAUCAAGAAGAAUCAGCCAUGUGUCGAGACAUGGAAAUCUUUCAGUUAGCUAAAGAACAUCACAUCCAAUCUGAAAAUCAUGUAAUCUUCAAUAUCCUGAGUAAUGGAGUGGUGGAGUGCAGCAACUCUUUGGAAGAUGACUGUGAUACAGAGAUUCCUGGACAGUCACUCAUCUAUCGCCCUGCUCGUCAGCAUAUUUAUUCUGUCUUGUUGGAAUCAGAAAAAGAUGGAACCUGUCCUUUGGUGAAAGAGUGGGUUGUCUAUUGUGGAAAUCCUCUACAGCAGCCUGAGCUGAUACAACCCAUACAGCCCUCUAUUCCAGGUGGAACACCUAAUUUGAAAACACUGUGGUUUGCCAAAGGACCUGACGUGGAAAAGCAACGGUACAGUACGUUUCUGGCAUGCUUUCACCUUCAGGAUGCGAUGGAAGAGCUCCAAGCUCUAGAAGCACCUGUUGCAGCAUUCUGCUGCUUGGUGACCUACCUUAUGCUGCAGGUCAGUAGUCUCUCUCUGGAAGACUUAAACGCAUUUGUGGCACUCAUUCUCUGCCUCAAAGGAAAGUCAGCUGCUGAACUGACAAGUCUGCAGCUUCUGCAAGUGGACCCCAGAGCUGUACAUCUUGGUGCUGUUUUGGUUCGUGGCCUUACAACAUUGCUCAUGGCCAAUAGUGCCUGUGGAUUUCCAUUCAGCAUGGAUGAUUUGAUGCCCUGGAAAGUGUUUGAUGGAAAACUUUUUCAAGAAAAAUACCAAAAGUCACACCGAAGUUGCUCAAUGGAGGAGCUUUUGGAAGGCAAUGAGUCUUUAUAUACACCCUUCCAGAAUCUGAAGUCACUCAUUUGCAAGGUUUGUGCGCUGAAGAAAAGAACAAUACAGAGCAGACCAAGAGGGAAUGGAUUCAUCGCAGGAACACACCAAAGAGAACCUAAUCCAAGGUUCCAGCAAACACACAGAAGCUCCUUUGUUUCUCCAUAUCAUAACCAAAUGAGGGGUAACUUCGGGAGAAAUCCUCAACCACAAGGUAGAAGAUACAGAUCAGGACAUCCAGACCAGAGGAGAAGAUUCCACGUUCCUCCUUGGUAAAGAAUAAAUGUGAUGAGAUAGCUGACCAAGACGGUGGGAUAGUUGCUGUUGAGAUUGUUUUUUGUCUGUGAGAACCUCUUCUUACAAACUUUACAGAAUAACUGAACCAUAUGACUGCAGAAGGAAUGGCUCAAAGCUGAGGGUAUUUAGUAUGUGAAUCCCUUGCUACAUAUAAACUUGCUAUGAGACCAGAAUCGGAAAGCUUAGGUUAAUGGUACCAGCUGAAUCAGAGUUUUGUCCAGGUGUAGCUACAUAGUUUUGUGCCACUGACAACAGAAAUUCUAAUGCACUCGGACCACAUCAUGAGACAUUCUUGACUAUUCUAGUUUUGUAUGCUCCAAGAGUUUGCUCAUCAUGAAUCUUGUGGAAUAUUCAUGCUGAAUUGUGGUUUGUGUCUUGAGUAUAUUAUAUCUUAGUCUUAAGGGUUACACCAUUGGUACUGAAACCUGGUGAAAAGUUUGAAACAUGGCAUCACUGUUGCCAUGGAAAUAUCACCUGCCAGCAAAACAAGAUGACCUUCCUGUAAAAUGCAGUGCUUUCUUGAAAGAGCCAAAAACUGCUGUUGCUUUUGGUACUUAAGCAGUUCUCCCAUCUGAAUGUGUGGACUGAACCACAACAUUGCAGAGGAGAGAAAGAAUCUGAGUCUCAUCCUGCCCUACUUUGGCAAUAAAUGAUACUUAUAAGAAGCAGACUUUUCUCUAUCCAGAAUCUCAACAAUGUAAUCGAAAAUGGUCUUCAUCUAUGUAAUCCUCAACAGUUUCAUUUUCUUAGCGACCUUUUAGUAGGGUUGACUCAGGUGGAUGUUUAUGGAACUGAUUGGAUUUCCUCUGUUUAUAUGCUUUGGAAUCAUUAUGUCUUUAGUUUUGUACUUCAGCAUUUUCAGUAUAUUAAGUUACGUCAUAAUCUCUGUUCUCCUUUGUAUGGGAAGUAUAUGAUGAAAGCUUGAUAAGACUGAGCUACCUAUCCUUUUCUGUCUAAAUUCCCUUGAUUUCCUUUUAUCUAAGGAAAUAUUUUUAUAAGGGAAUUCAAAAUAGUGCUUUUCAGGCACACGUGGCUUUCAUGAGCAGUUUGGUAUUGAAGCUUUUCAUAGGACUUUUUGCUACUAGAACUGUUUCAGUGUUGAUGUUUGUAUGUCUUAUUUGGGUCCUCACAACUGUUUAUCUUUUAGGUCGCCCAGAUAACACUACUCAACACUGGAAGUAGAUGAAUAUAUUGUAAUUUUCUUAUGCAUCUUUUUCUGAUUGUAACACAAUAAAUGCAUUCUUUUGUACUCUAUGUAUAGCAACAACAGAACAAAUAAAUGGACAGCAGCACAGGAUUUGUAAUUCUGAGCAGACACAGCUUUUAUACAAUAUAGUAUCUGAAUGGCGUUGUAGGACUCCUGACUUGAUAGGGAUACUCCUGCUUCCUUUCCUCUUGAUUUGUCAAUGAUUCUAAUUGCACUACCUCUUUUUUCCUUUUCCUCUUUCUCUUUUUUCUCUUUUUCACCUCUCUUUUUCUCUUUUUCUUUUCCUUUUCCCUCCCACUCCCAAAGCUUUUGGAAUAACAUGGUCUGAGUUUUAUGGAAAGUACUUAAAUUUCACAUUCACAUUAAUGUCACAUUUAAUAGUGUAUAUGAAAAGAAUGCCAGUAUGAGCCAGAAUUCUUAGUAAUUCCCCUUUCGAUUCAGAUACAAGGAAGGAUUUCUGAUGGCCUCAGUAAAGAAAAUGAAAUACAGUUAGAGUGGGAGUUUUGCUGUGCUAGCUGUGGUAUAAUAUGAAUUGUUGGUAAUAAUUACACUGACCACUGAAUAACUGUUAAGACUGAGAAUUUGUGUUCUUCUAAUACUAGACCUCAAGCAUAAGUUGCUGUAACUGAUGCCAAGCUAAGAUUUUUUCCCACUUGGAAUCACAGAGCCAAAGUAGAAGGAGAAGCUGAAAGAUAAAGGGAUUAUUUUCCAAUGUCAUUGAAAUUUCAAUUAUCAGAGUACCACAAAGAUGUGCCUCUUUACUGUGGACUUGUCCAGCAACCAUGAGACUUCACAUGAACCUGGUUACCAUCACUAGACUUGCUCUGCUCUUGAUCGGGUACUGUGGGCCUGCACCUUCACUGCACCUGCCCUUCCCUCUUCCAUCUGUUCUGUGGCAGUGAGGCUUAAGGCUCAAACAGCGCAGGUCAUCAGAAUGAAUGACUUGCAGGUACCAAAGUAACUGGACAAGGUAAAACUAAUAAAUGUGUUCAUAUGUCCUCACACUUGCCUGUUGGACCUAAGGAAGAGAUCCCAAGUUUCUGAUUAUGCAUUUGUUUACACUAACAUGUUAUUGCUUGAUCAGUCCUCCACGUUAUUCCUCCCUCUCCCUGAUGAACACUCCCAUCUGUCUACAGAGAAAGCCCAAACUGACGAGGCUGAUAAUUUGUUAUUUUAGAAAUUAGGAUUUGAAAGAGAAAAUAAUAAUAAAAAUGCUUCUCUUCUGUUGGUUGUGCUCCCAGAAUGCAGUGAUUCAAGGGGUUGUUAACUGUGCAUGUAAUACUAACUAAGGGCUCCAGCUGCUGCGGCCUGCUGGAGCUUUUGGAUUUUGAGAGGGUAAGUGUCCAGCCUGCUGGAGGAUGAGAUGCAUUCUCCUUUCCAUGUGCUAGAUGUGAUACAGCCUUCAAAAAGGAAUGGUGUUAUAAUGGUUAUAAUUCUAGGUAUGUGAGGGUAGCAUGUGUGAAGUUCCUGUCAGACAUGGUGAAGCAUCUUCCUCCUUUACAAGAUUCCUUCCUCUGUAUGACUGCAGAUCUCUGAGAGGCCACAGGGAGGGUGGUUUUCUUUCCUGCAUUAAGUUGGAUUUAGAUUGGGCCCACCAAAAAUGCGAUAAACCAGUGUGAAGGUGAUUUUACAGAAGAGGAUUAAAAGAAGUGUGAGAAUAUGAAAAUUUUGCUUGAAAAACAGAAAUUAAGGGUUAUGUUUGAUUUUAGAUGCCUUGUGCAAAUAUCUUCAGAUUAACGGCAUCCUUUUAGAUUCUUUAGGCUGGGAAAUUAGCCCAGACCUGACUUCUGGUAGGUGUCCUGACUGCUGGGCUACAACUCGCGUGACAGAUUGCAUCCAGCACAGUAGGCUGCAGAAAGGAGUUAAUGGAAAAUAGAAUGCUUUGAUGUUCACUUCUGGUGGGCUGGUCCUCCUGUGUAAAGGCUAAACACCUAUUGUCUUCGGUAGGAGUUUUCUUUAUGAAAAGCUCUCGCAAAAAUCUGUCAUUUCCAACUUUGUUUUCUGAGGUGCUAAUCCUACAUUGCCAACAAUGUUUGCAAGAGUGAGUUUUAGUUUUUGAGCCUCUAACUUCAAAUGCCACAGACAGGACCAUAUUUCUCUGAAAUUGCUGGGCAUCUGUCCUCUAAUGCUAAAGCAGAUGUCUCAGAAGUAUUUCCAUUAGAGCAUCAUAAACGAAGGCACCUAAACGCUCUGCCUCCUUUCCUAAGAACUGGGGCUAAGCACUGCCGAGAUGCACCUUAGAAAACAGGCUCAGCUAGAAUUAAAAUGGGGGGGGAAGGGAGGGUGAGGAGAGUGAGAGCUAAUACAGUAACAGCCUAUGAUUAGAAAUCUCAACAAUGACAGUGAGUUCUGUUUAAUUUCUAACUGCUUAAAAGCAGGCCUGGGGAAAUGCUCUGCUUAGAAAUGUCAUGGAAAGCGCAGCUGGUCCAUGGGCUUUAACUUGAAAAGCAAAGGAUCUUUCCCAUUUUGCAGUAACACUGCCAUUUACUGGGCCAUACCACUAGCAAUUUGCAACAAUGGGAGGGAAAAAAGCUGCCAUUUGACCUAGAAUGCAAUUUUCAACUAAUUAAUAAAGUGACCAUUAGUGCCCGAGGGGAUAAUAACAGGAAUAAGAACAAAUUACUGUGGGGUGCAAAGGAGGCUCGAGCAUUGUAUUGCAAAUUUCUUAUGGCACUAUUCUUUUUUUUUCUUUCUUUUUUUUUUUUUUUUUUUCCCCUCACUAAUACUUUUAAAGUGCCCCCACUCAACACUUGCUCCUUGUAGGACCCUUGCAAACCACAUAAGAAUUAGCCCUUCAAAGAUCAAUCAGGAUCUAAUUGUUGUUAACAAAGUGCCACCUGGAGAGAAAUGUUACAAUAUACCUUCAUUACAAAGCAUUCAAUCUCUCUCACACUCCGAAGUCCUGGCUACAGUACAGACAAAAAGGAGCGGUUGCUAGCAUUAAGAUCAGGCACCUGCAAUUGCUUGUAAAACACUGCCAGUCCCUGCACAAAUAUGCUCCUAAUAUUGCUUGAGUCUCGUUAGAACUGCUUUGUUUAUGCCUUCUCCGAGCAAAUUUUGCUGAGGUCCCUCUAUUAGCGAUGCUUUAAUGUAUCACUGCAGCCCUCAUAUCGAUGGGGAUGCAAGACAAGUACACCAUUUGCUGUGAUUUCUCAUAGGCCUCAGGCUCUGUGCUCAGUAAGGAUUCUUCUAUAUUUUAUGACCCCUGCCCUCCACGUCCCAAAAGCAGUUGCACAGGAAGUCUUCUGUAAACUGAUUCUGGAUGUCCUGUAUUAAUUUAUGAUGACUGUGGCUUUGUCUGACCUGUCAGAGAUGGUAGCUGUAGGUGUAGAGUAUAUGCUAUAGGCUGUCUGCACUAGUACUUUGCAGCGAUUCCCAGGUGUUUGCCACUGCACAUCCCUUUCUGCCUGCUUGAUCUCUUGGGGAAUAUUUCCUGCUCUGUUUGUGUACAGCAAAGCUAUUAGGAUAAAGCAGAAGGAGAGUCUGGAACCUUUACUGGUAUGUGAGCUCCUGAAAAUUCCCAGUGGACAAACUGAAAUGGACUAAAUGUCCACUGAAACAACGAGCUGACACAACCCAUGUGCAAGGGGAAUACAUGGGUUGUAUCAUAGAACUGUGGAAUGGUCUGGGUUGGAAAGCACUUUUAAAGAUCACCUAGUUCCAGUCCCUUGCUAUAGACAGAGACACCUGCCACUAGCCCAAGCUACUCAAGGCCCCAUCCAGCCUGGCUUUGAACUCUUCCAGGCAGAGGGCAUUCUAACCUCUCUGGGCAACCUGUUCCAGUGUCUCACCACCCUCACAGUAAAGAAUUUCUUCCUAAUAUCUAAACUAAACACACCUUGCAGUUUUAAGCCAUUAAACUGGCUUGCAAUUGUCCUUUAGAAUCUGUACAGCUGCUCUACAGUUGCCGCUUGAGUGGAGUUAGUAUCUAGCAUACAUCUUUUUGUACAUAAAACCAUUAGUAACCUAAUGAAUCACUUAUUUGAUCAUUUAUCUAACCACAUGCAACUGUUUGGAAGCGCUGGAUUUGUUCUGGAAAACAUUAAAAAUGUUGGCCAUCUGGAAUUGAAAGCACUUCUGUAUCCACACCAGUGUUAGUAUGAGUUCCAUGAAUAGCGUGGUGUUACCUCAGUCCUGGCUGACUAAAGUAAUUCUAUGUGUUGGGGAACAAACUGUGUCAAUCAAGGGACAAUCUCAGUUGACUGUGCACUGCUUACCUCGUAUAUUGGUUCAAAUAGUACAAAUAAAGAUAUGGGUGGUAUUUUUUCAGUCUUUUUUUCAGUCUUUCAGACUCGAUGAAUCUGGCCUUCCGUGAGGAGAUUCUGUCUAACCAACAGGUUGUGGGAUAGAGUUAGAAAACCUGAUUAAUUCCCAUGCACCUUCCCAAAGCUGUCAUUUGCUUACUUAAUGACCUUGGUUAAGACAUCCAAUUUCUUGUGCUGCUCACUGCGAUCUGCUGGAUCACAGCCUGCUUUUCUCUAGAAGUCUGUAUGGAGCUUAGAUCUACUGACACCUAUGUCUGUAGCAAGUGGCUACUAAAUGCCGGUGAAACAUUACCCUUAAUAAUUAUGCAAUGCUGAGGCCAGGUACUGAUGUGUGCAAAGUUAGAAGCCACUUGAAAUGUGAGCAAUUGGCUGUCUGUGCUACCCUUUGCUAAAAGUAGGAGAUCCUAAUGUGAGUGGCCUGUAGGACUCUGUAGUAUCCAAGUACAGUUUCAGAAUCAAAUAUGAACUGGGGGGUUGGCUCCAGACUGCAAGUCUUUGAGCAAAUUCACACACACCAAAGAAAGAUACAAUGAACAGGGCUGAAAGCAUUUGCUUUCAGAACUCCUUCAGAGACACCCAGGACUGAAGAUUGGUUUCAUUGCAGUGUUACUUCCUCUGCUUGCUCAAGAGAUGGAUGUGCAUCCAAGUCCCACUAGAGUUAAUGAAAGCUGCCUACUAAACCAUGUGUUAAUGGAAGAGAUGUCUUCCAAAGGCAUGUUACAAGACAACAAAAGGUUGUUGCUGCGUGUUGCAUUUCUUUACUAUUUGCCCAUGAUACAGUGGUGUGCCAACAUCAUUUGGAUAGAUCUGCUUGAAAUCCUGCUGUCUGUCACAAAGAGGCAUUUUGGAGCCGUCCAGCAUGCUUUCCCAUUAUCCUCAGUGCAAGACUAUAAAUAUACAACAUGCACACAAUCUGUUUGCAUACUGAUUCCCUGUUUCCCAGAUCAAUCUCUCAUUGCUUUCCAAGCAGUAGAGUCCCCUUUGAUUCCUGGUUUUUACUGAACUCUCAUCAGCAAGGAUAUAUGCUUGAAGUUUGGUUUUUUGUCUUUUCCUCCAUGGCUCUUAGUUUUUCUGUCUUUUGUAGCAACCAUUAAAGUUUAUUUGUGGGCAGAGGAAAGUUAUACCCCUUCUGACAAUGUGUCGUGGGGGUUUAUUAAAUCCUGUGGGGCAUUUGGGUGCAUUCUGCUGGGGGAGGGAUGGAAAGGGUAAAAGAGAAAGCCGUAGAAAUCAGUGGAACUGGAGAUCCAGAGCCCUAGAAGGUGGGAAUCUGUUAAUUAGUGUUCUUGGGAAAACCUGCCUGUGAUGAAAAUAAAGCCCGUCCUUAAAACCCACUGCAUUUUCAUUUUCUGCCCCUGAAUGUUGUUAACAAUGUUGCACUCUGGUUAAGUAAAAAUCUAAAACUGCACUGAAGUGUUAGUAAUCGGUUCCUGAGCAGAUUCCCUAAUGCUAUUCACUUUUCCCUGCUAAUCUUCCUGUGUGAGUUAUAACAAUGCAGCACCAAAUGAGAAGGAAAUGUCAGGUUAUGUUUCAGGGCCAGCCUCCUGCCCACCCUCCAUCUGUGCUGAUGUCAGUGCUUAUUGGAACAUAUGCUGCCUGUUGCUCACUGACCAUCUGUUAGCUGAGCUGAUGAAGUGUUCCCGUUGCUGGGACAACCCAGCCCUUGAUUGCCAGUGGCACCACAAACAUUUUCUGCUCGGGUUUCACUUUUAUCUGUGCUCUGGAAUGGCAGCCCCGGGUGGGCACGGGUUACCGUGUCCCUGCCUUGUCCUUACACUGGCUGCUUUCCACAGGAUUCAAGUUGCACAUUUUGGGGCGAACAUGGAAGUUUGGAGCGGAACUCACGUGCACGUGGUGGCUGUGAUCAACUGUUGCCAUCACAAGCUCAGAUCUAAGGGCAGGAACAGGUCUGCUGGCAGGGAGGUGUGUGUGGGAAGGGCCUGUGGGCCGCACAGAAGUGCUGUAGGCCUGAUGCUGCGCAGGGCUGCAGACCUUAUUAUGGGGCUGAGCAAAAGCUACUUUUCCCUUCAGCCAGAGUCACUUGCUCUGUAAUUAUUGUGAUUUGCAUUUGUGUCUGACAGCCACAAGUCUUACAGGCAUAACUGGAUCCAAAUGUAGUCAUCUCUUUACAACGCCGGCCUUGGUUUGUAGGGCCAGAGUGAUGAUAAGCCAUAGCAGCAAUGAUAAAACUGUUUGCCCGCACGCAGCCUUUUUGCAGCUCUGUCUGGAGAGCUUUCCCCCCUCUUAAAAAUGUCUGCAAGCGUUAAUCAAUCCUCAUGACAAGCCUAUGGGGCUGGCAGGUGGUAUUCCCAUGUUAGAGAGAGAGAAGCAAAGUGUGAGAGCUGGCAUGAGAACCGAGGCAUGCCCACCUCCCAGCCUUCGCCUGCUGAGAUCACUAGACCAUAUUGCCCUUCACUGUACACCAAGGGCCCCCACUCAGCCACGGUGCCAACAGGAGCUGCAUACCAGAAAUGAGGGCCAAGCAGGCUGUCCCCUUUAGUUCUCUCUGUGUUUAAUGUGAGGGCAAAAGAGCAGUGUCCGAUAAAUGAACUUUGUUGGGAAGGCUUCCCAACAAAGCACAGAAAUUGUCUUCCCAUCUUUCUUUUUAACUCAUCCUCCCAGAUACCUGUGCCAUCUUUUCAUAAGAGCUGUAGGCUCUUGUAAGAGCUGGAAGAAAAAGGGCUACUUCUUUUUCACCCUGUGCACCAAUUAUUGUUUUAAUUAAAUGACUGAACAGUAUAAUAAUGUUGUGCGCUCAGAGGCUACAUGGCACGCGUGGUGGAGCUGGAUAAGAUAUGAUACACACUGACAUAAUCCUAGGUGUUAACAAUAAUAACGUACAACUUCAGCAUAUGUUGCUAUUUCAGGAUGUUCUGGCAUGAUGGGUUGGUUUUAUUCACCCUGGGGCUGAGCAAUGAACAAAUUACCACAAGGCCAGCAAGGGUGGGGAUUCACAUUGCCUCACUGUGGUAAGUGCCUGUGCUGGUUUGUAUUCCACGGCGAGCGUGAGGCGCUGUGCUUUUGUCAAGCAGCAAGCUGAGUCUUUUGCCUUGUGUUUACUGUGGUUAUGAUAAAGGCACUUAUCUUCAGUUCAUCACAAUUACCACAGUGGAGCCCGGGCACUCUAGAUUUACACCUUCUCUUGUAGUGACUUGUUUGGUGCCAUUCUGCUUUUCAAACUGCUUUGGUGUCCCUUUACAUUGCCAGAAUGGUACAACCGUGCCAAAAAAAAAAAAA